Molecule: messenger RNA, 939 nt
Organism: Condylura cristata (star-nosed mole)
Lineage: Eukaryota; Metazoa; Chordata; Mammalia; Eulipotyphla; Talpidae
Gene: MIF4GD
Product: MIF4G domain containing
Exons: 5
Coding region: 1-669 (222 amino acids)
Biological process (GO): regulation of translational initiation
Cellular component (GO): cytosol
Molecular function (GO): protein binding; RNA binding; translation activator activity
Source: RefSeq, a predicted model, not a curated record
AUGGGGGAGCAGGGCCGAGAGGAGUAUAAGAUCCAGUCUUUUGAUGUGGAGACGCAGCAGCUGCUGAAGACAGCACUCAAAGAUCCUGGGGCUGUGAACCUGGAGAAAGUGGCCAACGUGAUCGUGGACCAUUCCCUGCAGGACUGUGUGUUCAGCAAGGAAGCAGGACGCAUGUGCUACGCCAUCAUUCAGGCGGAGAGCAAGCAAACUGGCCAGAGCGGCUUCCGCCGCGGGCUCCUCAACCGGCUGCAGCAGGAGUAUCAGGCUCGGGAGCAGCUCCGAGCCCGCUCCCUGCAGGGCUGGGUCUGCUACGUCACCUUCAUCUGCAACAUCUUCGACUACCUGAGGGUGAACAACAUGCCCAUGAUGGCCCUGGUGAACCCCGUCUAUGACUGCCUCUUCCGGUUGGCCCAGCCGGACAGCCUGAGCAAGGAGGAGGAGGUGGACUGCCUGGUGCUGCAGCUGCACCGGGUCGGGGAGCAGCUGGAGAAGAUGAACGGGCAGCGCAUGGAUGAGCUCUUUGUCCUGAUCCGGGACGGCUUCCUGCUCCCCUCCGGCCUCAGCUCCCUGGCCCAGCUGCUGCUGCUGGAGAUCAUCGAGUUCCGGGCGGCCGGCUGGAAGACCACUCCUGCCGCCCACAAGUAUUACUACAGCGAGGUAUCUGACUAGGCUGGGGUGCGGCGCCUCUCCAAACCAGCCUUUCUUCCGCCCACUUCCACCCUGGCAGGGGGGUUGCCCCCCACCCAGGCUUCUUCCAGAUGUCAGCAGCUCCUGAGUUUUCCCUUACGUCCUGAUCCUGCGCUGAGCACCUUUCCUCAGCCACAGCCUUGCCACCAGGCUCGACACCAGGCUGACCUGCUCUUCCGUUGGCUCUUCCACCCCCGGGGCCGGGCAGAGGCCACACCUCGCACCGACCUGCAGCUACCUUGGUGCCUGUUU